Molecule: messenger RNA, 778 nt
Organism: Anastrepha obliqua
Lineage: Eukaryota; Metazoa; Arthropoda; Insecta; Diptera; Tephritidae
Product: protein FAM136A-like
Exons: 3
Coding region: 120-560 (146 amino acids)
Cellular component (GO): cytoplasm
Source: RefSeq, a predicted model, not a curated record
CUUAUCAAGCAUUGCAAUCGGUGCACGUUUUCUUGCUGGUAUCCUUUGAACCACUUUGAACUAUAGUUUUUCGCGGCCAUUGUGUAAUUUUUUUACGUUCUCAUUAAUUAAGUUCAAAUAUGAUCGAACAACAGAGACAGCGCAUUGAACGUGCGGUUACAGAGAUGGUGGAUGAUAUGGAUAAAACUCAUUUACGUAAAAUGCAGACAGACAUGCAUUUAUGUGCUGCUAAAUGCUGCCAGGAUAUGAAUGCUAGCAUUGACAGUGUUCAGAGAUGUGUGGACAGAUGCUCGGCACCGCUGACACGGGCACAAAAUUAUGUUCAGCAUGAGUUGGGUGAAUUUCAGGGGCGCCUCCAACGCUGUGUUAUGCAAUGUAAUGAUGAUGUCAAGGUAAAAAUGCCGGCUAAUCCCUCGGAAGCGGAAAUUGCCAAAUAUACUGACCAAUUUGAACGAUGCGCUAUUCAGUGUGUGGACAAGCAUGUUGGUCUUAUUCCUACCAUGAUGAAAACAAUAAAAUCCGUUUUGGCGAAAGGUCCAGAAACCAUUCCUCAAGUUUAAAAGCCAACAAAUAUAAGCACAUCUCUUAGUGGAAAGAUAGAUUCAUCAUACAGAUAAAUGCUCUAGCCAGAAAAAAAAGAGUAUGAGCACUCAUUUUGUAUCUAAGUUAUUUAAAACUUUUAAACGUUUUUGCAUAAAUCAGAUCGCACAUCAGCAACAACUGUUUUGUUUGUUAGAAAGAAUUGGGAGGAGUAAUAAAAAAAGCAUUUAAAAUUUUA